AUGCUGUCCACCGAGCAGCUGCUAGAGAAUUCGGCGCGCGACGGCACGGUAGAAGACUGGCCGAGAGUCUUGCCCGACAUCCUCUCCCGUCUGCACCAUAACGUCUACAACGAGUUUCCCUUACCAUCCCUCCCGCUCCCAGCACCGCUACCGCCUCCCAUCGAUCCUCAAGUCGUCGCAUCCACGCCGCCGCAAAUACCCACCAGCGAGACCGAGACCACAGAGCAAGAGCUGCCAGACGCGGACAACGAACCACCUGCGAAUAGUCAGAGCAGUACCAAGGAGAAUGAUGCGCCUACAGAACUCGCCGCGGGACGGCCACCUCCCACAUCACAUCCUGGAUACCCGGGCUACGAGAUCACUGAAUCCCAGCGGACUGAGGAGAUGCCUUCCCCACAGCCAAUGACCGAACCAGGAACACUGCCUCCAGAAUUGCUCAGUCUGUACGAGUCUUCAACACGGAUAUUAGAGUACGACUUCGCUCAGAGCCCACCCUACACCAUCCAGCGGCUAGCAGAGCUGGUUCUGCGGCCUCGAAAACAUUACCGCUUUCUACCUGCCUACUUACGCGCCCUCGAUCGGAUCGUUUCUGUCAGCUCUCCGGUAUCAGACUUCCCAUUGCCCACGCUACACAACUCACUCAAUGGUGGCUUCCUGACGAAUGGCGAGGCUCAGGUCAAUGGCAUCAGUGAAAGAGAAGGUCUAGGCAGUGAUGAGAGUUUGGGUGGAGCACUAUUGACACCAAUCCCAUGGUUGAGGAAUCAGGGCAACAUGUUGAAUCCUUCAUCAUCCGGAUCUGCGACUGAAGGCGAGCUUCACAGUGAGAGCACGGAGACCAUUGUGGGACCUCAUGGAGCAGGCAGUAUCGAGACAGUGUCCGUCACGGUCAACGGCAUACCCAGUAUAAGCGCAGUCCCAACAUCUGCGUCGUCGUCACCAAUAGCUUCGCCGACGCUGUCAGAGCAGAGCGAUGCUAGUACCUCGUCUUCUGCGUCGACAGAUGCGCAGCUACGGGAUCAGGGCGCCGUUACUCAAGGAGAGCUCCUUCGACAGGAGCAGGAAGCUGGCGUAGUGCCAGUCAACCCAGCUGGACAUCCAAUGACUCCAAGAAGAACUUUGAUCGGCGGCGGAGCAGCUGCAGUGGGACGUGAUGCACCUGUUGGUGGCUUGCCAUCCGCGACCACGGAGGUGGCGAUGGACGACGAGCAACCGCACGCGAGAGGACCUGAAGUGAUCGGCAUGGAAGACAUGGGUCCGCAGCCUCAUCCAAGCGAAUCAGGCGGAAUGCUUGACAUGGAAGCUGCAGUUGGACGAGGGAGAAGCAAAUCACCGCAACCGCCCCCGGCAGCUGAGCCGUCAGAGGUCAAGAAAGAAGACGAGGCAAUGGAGGACGCCGGCGAAGCAGAUUCUCAGGACGUUGAGAAGGAAGUGGAGAAACUCAAGGAGGCUAUGGACCGGGAGGAGGCCGAAGCCGAGGUGAAGCGGGAGCCCGAAGGCGAUGCUAUGGACACGGGAGCGGACGAGAAGCCUGUCGAUGCGGAGGUCAAGCAGGAGGGUUCAGACGAUUCGAAGUGA
This is a messenger RNA of Zasmidium cellare ATCC 36951, 1575 nucleotides long. RefSeq lists its product as uncharacterized. Gene Ontology annotation, biological process: protein dephosphorylation. Lineage: Eukaryota; Fungi; Ascomycota; Dothideomycetes; Mycosphaerellales; Mycosphaerellaceae. The coding region runs from base 1 to 1575 and encodes 524 amino acids. The transcript has 2 exons. Gene Ontology annotation, molecular function: protein phosphatase regulator activity. The record is from RefSeq and is a predicted model, not a curated record. Gene Ontology annotation, cellular component: nucleus; cytoplasm; protein phosphatase 4 complex.